CAUGUAGGUGUGCUAUGUAAACUUAGGAUUUCAUCUUACCUACAGACGCGGAGCGGUUAUGCUUGUGAUAAUUGACCAGACCUGGCUAAGCAACGAUGAGCAUUGUAGGGGCACGGAGGUGGGAUAAAUCAAAACAGAACGGUGAAUAAACCAACGGCGCAUACACGACGCAACUGCAUGUCUUGCGUGAUUUCGACAUGGGCGCUGUCCUAUCAACCACCCGCUACUUGGCGCCAUGUAAUGCGUGGUGGCUACCAAGCUAGACCGUAGAUUGGCCCAGUUCAUGACCUUUCAAGUACCACGCAUCCCAUUGGAAACUGUCACCCCAUCUCACCAAAGUGGCCUGCUUUCUGUCAACCGGCUAAAUCCUCGCCAACAAACCUGCGUUCCUAUACCAAGUCCUUCGCCACGAGUCAUCAGUACUAGCAACGACAACUUUGUUGGAAGGUUUCCGCCAUGUGCUAGGUCGGCUCGGCGUGGCAAUAUGUCAAGAGUCAUGCCCGUGGCCGUGUGGGGCGGAGUAUCACCUCGUCGGUUGUGGGAUGCAUCAGGGCGAACGUGGUCUAACAGAACCCGUCUGUGUGUGUUGUUGGAAGAGGUCUGAUCGAAGCGUAGGUGGCC
This is a messenger RNA of Baudoinia panamericana UAMH 10762, 621 nucleotides long. RefSeq lists its product as uncharacterized. The transcript has a single exon. Bases 284 to 604 code for a protein of 106 amino acids. The record is from RefSeq and is a predicted model, not a curated record. NCBI's taxonomy places the organism in Eukaryota, Fungi, Ascomycota, Dothideomycetes, Mycosphaerellales, Teratosphaeriaceae.